This is a messenger RNA of Chelonus insularis, 2637 nucleotides long. Its product is annotated as fanconi-associated nuclease 1-like. Gene Ontology annotation, molecular function: 5'-flap endonuclease activity; flap-structured DNA binding; 5'-3' exonuclease activity. Gene Ontology annotation, cellular component: nucleus. The record is from RefSeq and is a predicted model, not a curated record. Gene Ontology annotation, biological process: interstrand cross-link repair. Lineage: Eukaryota; Metazoa; Arthropoda; Insecta; Hymenoptera; Braconidae. The transcript has 4 exons. The coding region runs from base 266 to 2443 and encodes 725 amino acids.
CUAUAGGUCUCCUCUUUCAUGCCCCCUGUUGGUCAAUGCCACGUGUAUUCAAAAUGGCCGCAUGCCGUUGAUAGUUUGUAAUCUAUUGAGAAAGAAAUAUAAGACGAAAGAUAUUUUGGAUAAUUAAUAUAAGUAGAGCAAAAAAAAACAAUGAGACAGACUGAAUUAUCAGAAUUCUUCAGAGUGACUUGUGCUAAAUCUCCGAAGAAAAGAAAAAUCGACAAAAUCAAAAAUAUCUCCCGUAAAGGCAUUAAUUCUAGAAAAAAUGAAGAGAUUUUCACAAAGUCAACCUCCUCCGCCUGAGGAGGCUGGUUGCUCUCCAAUGAAAAAGUGUAAAAUUGAAGAUGUAGACAAAGAAGACGAAUCUUUUCUUAGUCAAAUAGUUUUCAAAGAAGAACCAAUAGAUGAUAACGAGGAUGUUGAACCCAAGGAAUUUGAUUUAGAGACUAUUUUUGCGGAAAAAAUUUUUGAUGUCAAAUAUGGUUCUUUGAUUAAUUCUAUGAUUGAAGACGUAAAAAUUAUGGAGUGUGGAAAGAAUAAGCAUGUUGAAAGGUUAUUUGCUGCUAUUGUUGAUGUUUUUUCAAUGCCUAUGAAUUGUGUUUACUUUAAUAAAUCAGAGCUUAACUUCGUACGAAGAUUUUUAACUAUUUCUGAAAAAGCACAAAUAGUUCUAGCGCGACUUUUGAAAUGGAAACCGGGCUGGUACCGCGUAUCUAAAGUUUCAUUGCAGCUAGAAAUGCCAGUUUAUGAACAGAUUGUCAAGGAACUUACUGAAAAUGGCUUUUUUGACUGUGAUUACAGUACUGAAGAUACCUCAGUUUUAAUUGAUAUGAUGUUAGUUGAUGAGCUCAAAGAAGUGGCGAAAAGAAUGAAGGUUCCUCACACAACUGCCAAACCAAAGCUAAAAGAAGAAUUAUUAAAAAUUGAUGCUAAAAAGAAAGCGAUGUUUAUAGGGGUUAAAACUCCUAGUCAAGCAUUAAGAAAACUGUUAGAAGAUAUAAUCGGUCCAUCUAUUAAAAUAUCGGAGAAUUGUUGGAGCCUUAUUAAGCGGAUCAUGACUCUUCUAUACCCAAUUCAAAACUACAAUGAAUCCUUUAGUGAUAUUUUUCGUAUUUUGAAUGAAGUUUUCUAUGAAACUAGAGUCUAUCCUUCAACUCCAAAGGAGAGAUUUCCAAUAUUCCGUAAUCGCCAACAUCUUAUAGAUUUCACUGAAGCUAAAGAAAUAUAUUACGAAAUAUCAAAUGCAGUAGUUAACAAAAAUUGGGAAUUAGUAAAAAAUCUAGGAACUCGUGCUUCUGAACGCUUAACAGAUAUUCUGGACAAAAAAAUGGAUGACGUUAUCGAUAAGCCGCCUCUUCCAUCUCAUGUUCGCAGAUUUGAACCUUCUUAUGUUUGGGCAAAAAUAAUAUGGACCAGUAUUGAUGGAUUUAAAAAGAAUCCAGAAGAUGUUCAAACAGCAACCAAGUAUUUGAGGACAUUAAUAAGUUAUAAAGAUGUAAUUCAAGGCAGGCGUGGACGUUGGUUUGCUGAAUUAGCUCUUAUUGAAAUGAGUCAUAAUAAAAAUUUGGAAGCGAGUGUGAAUGUUACUUUGAGAGCGUUGACAGGAGAAAAAUUAUCUGCAGCUGACAUCGCUGAAAUGUUAGAGAGAGCUAGAAAACUCGCAUCAAGGAAAUCUGGUAUUAGCACUGAGAGCCGAGAGCUUAUGCAGCAACUAAUAGAUGAACAUAAAUCUCCUGUAGAAAACAUUGCAUUUAACGAAGUCACCGUUGAAGCAAACAUGAUGCAAUAUGGUAUUUCAAAUGGUACAAAAAGUGUCUGGCGACUUGACAUAGGAGAAAACAACACAGAGUACCUAUCAGUUGAGAUGCUAGCAGCAAAACAUUACCAGUAUAAUGGAUUCAGUCGAAAUAUUCAUUGCGAAGGAAAACUGCCAGUUACUUUAUUUAGUUGUUUCUUUUGGAAUGAACUGUACACAAUUCCAGUACCUGGUGCUUUUGUUUGCCCAUAUCAAAUAGCUCCACUUGAUUUGUUCGGUUCGCAAUUUUUUGCUAAUCGUCAAGAGCAAUUAAAUGCAAGAAUAGCUAGUGCUGAAGAUAUGGAUAUUGAAGAUUUUUCCAACUUUCUUAGUGUGAACUAUAUGAUGUCUAAAGAAUAUAUGUCUUUAACAUACAGUUUAGUAGAACUUUGCGAUGAAUUUAAGGAUAUAAUUAAAUGUCUUGGCAAGAAAGCAGUCAUUGGCAUUUGCAAAUUAGUUGCUUCUAAUUAUUGCCAAUGGAGUUCAGGAUUUCCAGAUUUAUUUGUGUGGGAUACAUCAGAUUUAAAAUGUAAAAUUGUUGAGGUUAAAGGACCUGGUGAUACCCUUUCUAUAAAACAAAAAUUAUGGAUUAAGCAUUUGUUAGAGUUUGGAGUAGAUACAGAGGUAUGUUAUGUGAAGCCCAGAUAAAGAUUAAAAACAAGUUUUACCUGUUAUGCUAAAAAUCGUAUUUUGUUCCUUAAAAAAUUUUAUACAUUUAUAAACUUAAAUAUUCUAAGUUCUUUUACAUUAUUAGUUCGAAAUAUUUUACUACAGAUUUUUUUAAAAUCCUUAUUCUUAAAAGUUAGAUAUUGAAUGUUGUCUAUAUUUUAUAAGAAAACAUA